CUCGUGGCCUUCGUCUUCCAGGAUAUGCUUGCGCUCAUGCGCGCAUUUCUCGCUCUUGUUGCGUGCACCGCCUGCUCCGGCAUUCGCCUCGACAACCCGGCUCUGGCGAGCCCUGGCGCGAUGGCGGAUAAAGAGUUGGAUUCGCGGCCGGUCCCUGUUCCUAUUGCCAGCAUUGCCGAGGCAGCGAGAGCUCGUCAUUCGACGGGCGGAAUUCAGUUCAUCUUGCCAAAGUAUCUCGGGACAGUGCCGUGCAACCGCAGCGGACUGGGCGUUAGCGGGUACCACGUCCAUGAAAUCGUGCAGAGUAUCAAGACCGACGGCCUUUCCAGGAGGAGGUAUCGUGAUGCGACCGUGGUGAAGGUGCCAACGGCCAGCCUCGACGAGUUUCGCGAAUACAACAGGCGCAUGUGCGACGGCGAUGACUUACUGCCCCCCUUCGACAGUAGCAUGCGGUAUGCCUUGCUGACGAAAAACCAUUUCGCACACGCGCUCAAGCUCUACGACUGCCGCUCGCACUUCUUGAAUGGGACCCGCGAGGUCAUCGAGCCAAGCCCACAUGACAAAUUAUCCCAACAUCUGGCGGAAGGAAUGGCAUGUGAAGUGAUGCGCGAGGACUUAUGGGCGGAUUCCGAAUCCCUGGAAGCCCUCGUGGGCGAAGACAACAUGGACGCGAGCACCGACUUAGCUUCGUCUGAGAUCGAGGCUGGCGGAUUUUCGGUUUAUAAUUUACACACGGCUACGCGCAAAACAUCUAUUGGCAAUUCGCUGUCAUUGCCAAGAGUCCCUGGGUGUCAACAAGGUCCUAUCCAGAUAUUGCGCGCUGUGCGACACUAGGGUGGACCCAGCCACCGCAAGCAUCUUCAGCAUUUUCGGCUCCGGCGGUCAUGCCGCCGCCUGUUCUGCUAAUGAUCUUCGGGUCAUAGUGUACGACGCGGUUUUCAGCUACACGGCGUCGGGCGAACUUGUUUUGUCUCACACCAUUGUUGUCUUUCCAGGAUGGUUGAUUGUUAUGGUGUCGGUGAAAAGGCG
Messenger RNA from Prorocentrum cordatum, 1029 nucleotides. The record is from the annotation of a GenBank genome assembly. Lineage: Eukaryota; Dinophyceae; Prorocentrales; Prorocentraceae.